UUUUUUGUAGUGUUGUUCGCAUUCAUACUUAUCUACCCUCGCUGCAGUACCUAUGAAGCCCGUUGUACCCGCUGGACUUCAGCCUUUCCUCACCGAGCCUACAUUUUCGCAUUAUCGCAGCUUUACCUCCGACGUGUGGUUAGACUGCCCACAAUCCCCCGCACGCGCCCCGCGCGACCAUGGAUCCCUUGGCGCCCUUUGUGUGGGACAACGAGGAUCUUCAGGAACAAUCGGAGCAAUCCCCCCGGCUUUCCAUCGUCGGCGGAACCACCUUCGCGGCAGAUGGAGCUGACACUGGGAACGACUUCACCUUGAGCCCCAUCGCGGAGGACGUUGCGGCGUUCAUCCGCGACCGCGCCCUUUUCACCGUCGCUGGGCAGGCGACCCGGGUCCGGCAGGGCAAGGCGGUGGACAACUUUUCCGGCGAUGAGGCGUCGGAGGCAGACAUCGGUUUCGACGAGAACCUCGAGGACAUCCCCCUCGACCCGCUGAGCAAAGAGGAGGAGCAAGCGCUAUUGAAGCGGAACGUCAGCAUACCUGCGCAGAAGCGGGUGCUGUUCACAACGGUGAUUGAGUUCAACUGCCAGCAAUGCGGAGCCGGGGUGCUUGUCGAGGAACGCGACGCGCGGUUCGUGCACGCGAAGCUUGCGGCCGGGUGUCCAAACUGCCGAGCCAGGUACGAGCUGAGACUAGAGGACAACAUGCAGUACCGGGUUCGUCGAAUGGAUUUCAGAGCUACAAAUUCACUGGGGCUCAAAAAAUCUUCACACGACGAGGAGGGAGACGGGAAAACAAGCGGAAUUAUCGUCGGAAAAAAACUUCCAGUACGCACACCUCCUGGUGUUCCAUUUUCGUCACCACCACCUUCGAACCCGAUGAUUCUGCCCCACGGCGCGACGGACCCGGCGAUUGCGGGAAAGACCGCCUUAGCACCGCCGCCACCAAUUCGGAGCACGGCGAGUGGGUCCGAGAUCGUGUCGUCCGUCACUUUGGAGUCCUACGUUGACAAGAAUUCCAGCGACACCGAUUCGUCCACCGGCCCUUCGAUCAACUGGAGCGACCUAGACUCGGUUUCGUCGAGCCAAAUCCUGGAGGCACGGGAACUUAGGGAGCUCAAGGACUCGCCGGAUUUGCAUAGAACCAGCUCCGGGGACACGCCCGAGCGGGUUGGGAUUACAAGAAGCGGUAAAAAUGCUACGGGCAAGGACGCAGGUCAAGAACCACCCUUCUCUGCGCUGUUUGCAGGUGCGUCUAGAAAACUAGAGAGCGGAAAUGGUCGUGCAGCCUCCUCUUCGGCCAGAAAUCGCAGAAUUCCGCCGCCGGCACUGGAUGCACAGGAACUGGAAGUACACACUUCCAGUUCUUCCCGAGAGCUAGAAGUGGAGCGCGAGGACGUAAAAUCCCUUGCUAAGUACUUCUGGUCGCGAAACCGCGCGAAGAGGCGGACGCGGAGUCCACUGCGAAGUCCGGAAAACAGCGCUGCGAACCUGCUACUGCUAAAUCGGAGAUCCAUGCCCGCGCUCUUUCUAAAAGACAAAGCAGGUGGUGGUGGGCAGGAGGAGGCGAGCAACAAUACUGUCUCUCCAGCACGCGACCAAGCAGAACCGCCAGGUCGUGGUACAGAGGAGAAGCUUCGCAACGCGUUUUCUCAUCUACAAGGAGGCGCUGACCUGAGUCUGCAAGGUGAUCUCACCUGGCCAAGCAGGAACUCAAGCAGUAGACCAAGGGUGGUCCCGGCCGGCGAGCUCGCGCCACCGACCCUGAAAAAAGUUACCGCAUUCGGUCCCGUCGAGGCCUACAGCCCAGUAAACGCAACGACGCCCGAGCUACCGAACCGAAUUCCUGCCCGGCCCCGCAGCUCGCUCGAGCGCAGUGUGACGACAAAUGCCCUGCAGUCUUUGCAGCGCACGCCCGCGGGACCGCUGAUUUAUGACAGGGGGCAGCUGUUGAGCGUGAAACGGGCGUUUAGUGUGGGAAACUUGUCGCCCAUGGACAACGCGACGCCAGAAAUUCCCGAUCGGGUCCCACCAAGAAUUUUCUUUGAGGUGGAGGGCAGCAGUGAUGCCCAUAGUACGGGGAAGGAAGCAACUAGGGCCGCACGAGGUGAAGCUCAAGCUGCAGGGAGAGAACCUUUUGCGGCGCUGUUUGGCGCGACUGCUAGUGCUUCCAGCAGCAUGGGCAAGGAAGCUGACCGUGACGAGGGAACGCUACUACAUGCGAAAAAAGUCAAUGCGGGACAAGCAGAUGCGAUUGAGAACGACACUAAGGUUGAAAAGGAGCACACCAGCAAUUCCACAUCUUCAGCUCCUCCACUCACCGGGGGUCUGACGACUUUUGCAAGCGAGCCAUCCCUUCUAUCCGAUCGAGAUCGUACGCGCAAUACCUCUGGUCAGGAUCUUUUUAACGCCGCGAGCGUCGCACAGAGUCAGGAAUUUCUCGGAUUUCUGCGCACCCAAAUCGAGGGCCGAAGGGAGAUUUUAGCACGACUCAAGGAAGCGAGUUGGCGCAAGCAGCUUCAGUCGCACAAUUUAGCCAGGAUGGCACAAAACAUUCGCGUUGUCACCACUAACGAUUUCAGUGGCGAUGAGCAAUCGGCGUUGGCUGGUCGCACUGCUGAACAGCUCACCGGCGCCAAGGCGAUCGCAUCGCCGCAGGACCAGCAAAUUUGGCUCUCUGUCCGUCGUCGAGAUGCGUGGCAGCGUGGCGCGAGCUACGAAUUGCAAAAGUUCGCGGAGAUCCGGCAAUUCCAGCGUAAGGUGAACUACUCUCGGAACAAGCUCGAUGUGAUGCGGACCAUUCUGCUGUUUUACGAAGAGGAGCUGAAUGACGGGGUAGUGUGGAAGUUUGGCGGAAGUACAACCUCCACGGGUCAAGCCAGCACAUCUAGGCUGGUUUCUGGACGGACGAACAGCCAUUCACCGAACCGAAAAGGACCACAGAGUUUGACGAAAAACAAAAUCAAGUACGACGCAGCAUUGCUGGCGAACAUGACCGAUCCUCGAAUUACCUGCGACCCAUUCCGGCACCUUCUGGUGGUGCCGGUAACAUCGUCCACCGUAUUCGGAGGAGAAGCUGCGACGUACGGCGCUACUGUAAGGACGUCACCGAUUUCUUUGGAACUCAAAGAGGAAAUAACAGAGCUGGGAAAAAAUACACCAGCACCUACUUCGACCGUCGAAAGCAUCAGCAAAGCCGAAGCAGGAGCACGACCUCCCCGGCUGCCCGAAGCCAUUUCAUCUCGAAGCGGCGCUCCCGACAGUGGGAGGACUGCAACAACGGUUGAGACGGAAGUCAGCACAACGUGUUCCUCUACGUCGAGCAAAUCGAAGCCGAAAGACGCCGUUUCUCCGUUUUUGGGUUUGCGCUUCCCGACCCCGGACUCCUCUGCGCCCUCGAGCCCCGACCCGGGGAACUUGAUCCGCUACCCAUCGCAGCCGCACCGCUCCCCGUCGUACUACUCUACAAGAAGGAAGUCGAAAGAUGGGCACGGUUACUCCGCUUCCAGCGCGUCUCUGCGCUUUCUGUCGCCCCGGGGCCGUGCGGAGCUGGUCGCUUUCCUCCACAGGAUGCGCCAAGCGUUGCGGAACGCGCAUGAAGCGGUCUUGUACGGUCAGGGAAUCCUGAAGCCGCCGCGCGACUUGUCCAGCCCCGGAAAUCCCAUCCGGAUCUUCCUGCCGCCAUCGCGCGAGGACCGGAGCCCAGCAGAAGUACUAGACACCAGCGAUGAACAUCACAAAAGCCGGCGAGAGCUCGAAGACUACCUGUGCCUGCUCGAGGGAAGGACUGGCAAGAGAGUGCUGCAGCACCGUCGAGAUGAAGCAGAGCGGACUUCGCGAAGUAUAUCACCCGUCCCAGAUGAGAACUACUUUGAGGAUGGAACAGCAAGAGCUACUUCAUCAACUUCAGAACGGCAGCGCAGUAGCAGUUCUCGCCGAAGCAAUUCCAAAGGUCGUAAACGGCCUUCGCUUCCGCGCGCGCCCUCGCCGAUUUCCGCGCAAGACGAGAGCGCAGCUCCAUUCCAGUUCCAAGAUGCAGACGUUGCGCUGGAACGCGGACCGCUGUAUCGAGGUUUGGCGCAAGAAGCCUUUCGGUUCUGGGACAAGCGCUGGCUGAAAGUCUUGCCCGAAGGGGACGACCUGGACGCGUUGGAGAUCGCGCUAUUGACAAAAAUCGAAGUUCUCAUCUCUCAGGACGGGAUGCGGGUCUUGACGAACUUCGCUUUCUCCCCAGCAGAACUUCUGCAGCAAGCGCAGUCCGCGGGGCCGCAGUCCCCGGCGUCGGACCACACGUCGACCGCUGCGGUCACAACGCCCGGCCCGCCGGUAGUACUUACUAGUACCGGGUCUCCGGCCGGAAAGGAGAUCGCGGAGAAGGGGUUUGGAAAAGCGAUCUCCGCGGCGCUACUCGCCGCAGAGGGUGCGUUCUCGCCGGAUGACGCCAGUCCGCUUGAUUCGCACGCGGGGACACCACCGGGCUCGAGUACUUACGCCGGCGAGGACCUGAGCAUGGUCGUAGCUGGCGGAAACGGCGAGGACGGGGUGGAUCUUCUGGGAGACGACAGAGAGGUAAUUCAGUCUCCACCGCCUAGCUCCGCCGCCAUACAGACCGCAGCGAUCAGAGAUCAUCUUGACGCGCUUCAGCGGUUCCACUUGCAAACAACACCUGGCAGCAGAACAACAUCUUCUCGAGAAGCAGGAGCCGGGAAAGAACUGCUCUUCUCUUCACCGAGCGCAACAAGCGGGCAGGCGCACACGCCCCCGCCGGAGGAGGAGCCGGUCGCGGAAGUGCUGGUGAAGAGUGGCGCGCUGAUCCUUGCGCUGUGCAACGAGGAUUUUACUCUGUUCCUGCGCGCCACGAACCCGAUGGACCAGGCGUUUUACAUCCGUAGGUGCUUGAAAGCAUUUCUCCACUUCAUCAAGAAGUACCUGCCAAGCUUCGUUCUCGCAAACUACAGACAGAAACCUCCUGUGACAACAAGCAGCAGGACGCCAUCGCCGCCCAGCGCGCCCGCGAAUUCUUCCCGCGGAUCUGCGAAGUCCCGAACCCCCGAGGAUGGAGAGUUUGUGCUGCAAAACGGAAAGAAUAAGGAUAGGCCAGUCAGUACCUCCGCUACUAGCAACUCGAAAUCCAGCACUUCCAGCUCUUCUAAAAGCUCACUGCUGCACACGGCGAAAGUGAAAAAAACAGCUCCACCACCUGCUACCCCUGACGACAAACCGUCUACCCUUGCCGUGCUUAUUGGCUGCUGGUAUGUUGUGCUGCUCCAGUACUCGCAGGACUACCUCCACGGUGUUUUGCGGUCUCUUGUCUUCCUGCGUGCCUGGCUGGAGAUCGAGCACCGGGAGCUGUAUCCUUGUUUGGAAAGCGAGUCGCGCGCCCGGGAAGAGGUGGUGGUGACAGUGGAAGCGCUGUUUUCGUCGAUGCUCCUCGUGGAGCGAAUCGAUGCGCGCUUCAUGAAGAUGCAUCACAAUUCCCAAGCUGCUUCGGCUCUGGGCACUGCGAAUCGAAGGAACAAAAUCAAUACACAGCUGCUCACAGAGUUUUUGAGACUCUAGGUUUGUCGUGUUGAUGCCUCAGCCUGGCAGAAUGAGUCAGAAUCACAAUGCUCUUCGCUGUACAUUACAAGUCAUCAUUAGAAGCAACGCAACAUUUGCCCGUGC
Messenger RNA from Amoebophrya sp. A120, 5660 nucleotides. NCBI's taxonomy places the organism in Eukaryota, Dinophyceae, Syndiniales, Amoebophryaceae. The record is from the annotation of a GenBank genome assembly.